Gigantopelta aegis is the source of this 2216-nucleotide messenger RNA. RefSeq names its product dual specificity mitogen-activated protein kinase kinase 1-like. Gene Ontology annotation, molecular function: protein kinase activity; ATP binding. Lineage: Eukaryota; Metazoa; Mollusca; Gastropoda; Neomphalida; Peltospiridae. The record is from RefSeq and is a predicted model, not a curated record. The transcript is spliced from 11 exons. Gene Ontology annotation, biological process: protein phosphorylation. Bases 149 to 1327 code for a protein of 392 amino acids.
AAUUAUGGUAUGGAUAGAUAAUAUGUACAUUUUGGUCUUGGCUGCUGUCAUUUACUAUUGAGUGGGACAUUUGGCUAUUAUUGUGGUGAAUUUACGCAACCUCGAGUCUACAGAUGGUAUAAUUGUUGUUUCCCACCGAAUUGCAAACAUGCCUAUGGGCAAAAACAAGCUGAAUUUGACGAUUACGUGCGCCGAACCGUCACAGGAUUCUGCGGAGAAGCAGAAUGGAGCUGCAAACUUGGAAGCAUUACAACAGAAGCUGAAGGAAUUGGAUAUCGAUGACCAGCAGCGAGAAAGACUCGAGCUCUUCCUGACCCAGAAACAGAAGGUCGGAGAGCUUGUGGAAGAAGACUUUGAAAAGCUGGGAGAGCUUGGUGCAGGAAAUGGAGGAGUUGUUACCAGAGUCCGACAUAAACCCACUGCCUUGAUCAUGGCCCGAAAACUCAUUCACUUGGAAAUCAAACCUGCUGUUCGGAACCAGAUUAUCCGAGAGCUGAAAGUUCUGCACGAGUGUAACUCGCCAUACAUUGUUGGUUUCUACGGAGCAUUUUACAGUGACGGGGAGAUCAGCAUCUGCAUGGAGUAUAUGGAUGGAGGCUCGCUGGACCUUAUUUUAAAGAGAGCAGGAAGAAUACCAGAACCAAUAUUAGCUGUGAUAAACAACGCAGUGUUAAAAGGACUGUGUUAUUUACGAGAGAAACACCAGAUUAUACACAGAGAUGUGAAACCAUCAAAUAUUUUGGUGAACUCGAGAGGAGAGAUAAAAAUCUGUGAUUUUGGCGUCAGUGGGCAGCUGAUCGAUUCAAUGGCAAACUCUUUUGUUGGUACAAGAUCGUAUAUGGCACCUGAGAGGUUGCAGGGCACACACUACUCAGUUCAGUCGGAUAUCUGGAGUCUAGGAUUAUCACUCAUCGAGAUGUCGAUUGGUCGCUACCCAAUUCCACCUCCUGAUCCAAAUGAUUUGAGCAGCAUAUUUGGUGAAAACUGCAUGGAGGAACAUAUUGAAGCUGCAAGAACAGGGAGACAUCUGCAAGGAAGCAGAAAUAAUUUUGUGUGCCUGCCCGGUGCGGAUGGACCCCGACCCAUGGCCAUAUUUGAGCUUUUAGAUUACAUUGUAAAUGAGUCACCUCCAUCUCUUCCUAAAGGAAAGUUUUCUGUUGAGUUUGAAGAUUUUGUUGAAAGAUGCCUCAAGAAGAAUCCCAAUGACAGAGCAGAUUUGCAGUCAUUAAUGAAUCAUCCUUGGGUUAGGAAAUUUGAAAAUACUGACUUCAAAAUUGGUGUUUGGGUUUGUAAGGUGAUGAACAUCAAACCAGAUUCAAAAAGCUGAAGAAGAAGUAAAAAAAAAAAAACAAAGAAAGAAAAAAAUUAUAUUGUGAUGAAUAUUGUUUUUAUGUUUCAUGUAACCCCCAAUAAUGGCGGACAAACAGACACCCAAGGCUGUCAUAAAUGGCAAACUACUUGCAUUUACGUCAACUCUUGAGUUGCUCUACCACCUAUCUACACAGCAUGGUGCGGAUAGGACUAAGGAAUGAAACGGAAUCAGAAAUUUGUAUUGCUAGCACCUCCAGAUGUUGUCAUCAUCAUCAUCAUCAUCCUCAUCCUCAUCCUGUGGAUGUUUGGCAGCCCUGUUGUUCUAGUAUCGUGAUAUUAAUAUAUAACUUUGAUACAGUUUUCACAUGGGCUCAAACGUUUUGUUGUUUUAAAUAUUCGUUUCUGAUGUUUGUGAAUGUCUUGUCAGUGGUAAUUAAGUCAUUUUGUCAGUGUCCUGCAACAACUCCAAAGAAAUAUUACAUCAGAACAGUGCUUGUUAAUAGGGCAACAGGUUUUUCAGCGACAUACAUUAUUGACCAGUUAAUAAAAAUAAAUGGCUAUAGAACAUUUCAUAUCUAUUUACAGUAUACUUAGUUAAAUAUUAAACACAUACUUUAUUAUUAGGUGGGAAAAAAUAUACCUUAAGAAAAAGUGAAAUAUAAUCAGAUUAAACAUCAGUAACAGUGUAUUCUACUUGGCAAAGAAAUACAUAAUAAUUAUGUAUUGAGUAGUUGAUUUUGAUAUGUGUAUAUACGUAUUUUGAUACAACUUUAGUUGCAGGCCCAAAGAUUUCAUAUUUUCUUUUGCCGUGUGGUUGAAAAUGGUGAAAAAUAUUUCCAAUUUAAAUUUUUCACUCCAAAAGUAACCUUGUCGAUAGGUGUCAUAAUAAAAUGGAUUACUAUUUA